Molecule: messenger RNA, 2220 nt
Organism: Pleurotus ostreatus (oyster mushroom)
Lineage: Eukaryota; Fungi; Basidiomycota; Agaricomycetes; Agaricales; Pleurotaceae
Exons: 17
Coding region: 1-2220 (739 amino acids)
Biological process (GO): carbohydrate metabolic process
Molecular function (GO): hydrolase activity, hydrolyzing O-glycosyl compounds; carbohydrate binding
Source: RefSeq, a predicted model, not a curated record
AUGAUCACUCUUCUGUUAGCAGUUCUUCUGGGGGCCGCGACGAAUAGCGCCUCUGCCAGUACGAGCCCAUAUUUCCAGCCUAAUUCGACAGGUAUACGUUUACAAAACGGGUUUGAACGUGUUCUCAUCCAGCCUUAUGGCAAUCAUGCCUUUCGAGUUCGGGCAAGCCUCAUGCGUGACCCUUCCGGAAAAGAGCUCUCUGCGCUCCUAGAUCCACCUAUUGAAGGUCCAGGAGGGGGGCAGGGCGCAGCGCACGACGUGAAAGUCCCUUUCAUGGGAAGUGCAACUAUUCGCAAUGGCGAUCUCGUCGCGGACAUCCUCCACGGCGUCAUCUCAUUCUUUCGCGUGGAGCAGAACGGGUCAAGAACUCUGCUGAUUUCAGAGUAUACGGACACCAAGGCGCUCCAGGCUCGGUAUUAUCGUCAGGACUUCCGUGCUGCGAGUUUUGAGGCCCAGUUCUCGUUUACGUCCACGCCGGACGAGCAAUUCUAUGGUGUCGGUCAGCAAGCCUGCUGUAAAGAUCACUCUGUCAACAAGAAAGGUCAGGUCAUUGACUUUGUCAACUUCAACUCCAACGUGCGGUUGCCCGUAUACAUGUCAAACAAGGGAUAUCUCCACUUCUUUAACAUGCCCAGCCAGGGGCAAAUCGAAUUUAGCCCGAUUCGCACUCGGUUUGUGGCAAGCGAAGCAAACGUCGUAGACUACUGGAUAACGACUGCACUCCCGGGAGAUUACGACUCCCUUCAGCAACAAUAUACUGCGGUAACGGGUCGACAGCCUACGCCCCCGGACUUUCUCCUCGGCUAUCAACAAUCCAAAUUGCGAUACUACAACCAAUCUCAAGUUAUUGAUUUGGCGCAGCGGUUCCAUGACGAGCAAGUCAAUGUCUCGUUGAUCGUUAUCGAUUUCUUUAACUGGAAGUUUCAAGGCGAUUGGUCGUUCGAUCCAGAAUUUUGGCCAGACCCCCAGAGCAUGGUGAACGAAGUCAAGCGACUUACUGGUGCAGAGCUCAUGGUUUCGCUGUGGCCAAGUGUCGAAGACCUCUCCGUAAAUUACAAUACUUUGCAAGAGGAAGGCCUUUUGGCUACCGCCAGGGAUGGGCCUGGCGUGCAGGAUUCAUUCGAGGGCGUAUACACACGGUUGAUUGACUCCACCAAUCCGGCUGCUCGCGAAUUUCUAUGGAGGCAAUUAAAUGAGAGCUACUUCUCGAAGGGAAUACACAACUUUUGGAUUGAUCAGGCGGAUGGUGGCACAUUGGGCGAGCCCUUCGAAAAUAACGGACAAAACAUCAGCGCCAUCCCUUACCCCAGAUCCUUUGCACAAUAUUUCAUAGGCACACAGGAAGGCACAGGCAAAAUGUACCCAUGGUUCCACCAACAAGCCAUCGACGAAGGUCUCCAAAACCUCACAGAGAACAGCAAUACUGGUCCAACGCCAGCUUCUUGCCAAUUUAUGUCCUUAACAAGGAGCACCUUUGCUGGCGGCCAACGAUUCUGCUCAUAUCUCUGGAGCGGUGAUACAGAUAGCCGGUUUGACGUAUUGUUGCAACAGAUUACUUCGGGCGUUUCUGUCGCUGCGUCCGGUAUAUCUGCUUGGACACUAGAUAUUGGUGGCUUCGCAGGUAUGGAUAUUGAUACCGAUUCCGGGAGAGAGUUAUUUGUGAGAUGGUUCUCAAUGGGAGUAUUCCUACCGAUCUCAGGCAUAGAUAGAACGAGGACAUGUAGCCUGGCGCGUAGUUCAUCACCACCACACGCCAACCCUUGUCCCAAUGAACCCUGGUCAUACGGCGAUGCCAACUUCGCGAUCAUUAAAAAUUAUAUCUCCCUUCGAUAUCAACUGAUACCAUACGUGAAACAACUAUUCGAAAUGCUCCAAGACACAGGGAGAACAAUCAUGAGGCCGUUGUACUACGAUUUCACUUUGUCAGACGAAAACGUAGUCAACGGUACUGCGGUCAACGACCCUCUGAUCGUUCAUGAAUUCAUGUUUGGGCCUCGGAUUCUGGUUGCGCCAGUAGGGACGGAAGGUGCCUUGGUGCAAGAGGUUUACCUCCCUCGCCUGACUUCUGAGAUGAUCGAGGAGGGGCUUAGCUGGACCCACUGGUGGACAGAUACGCCCAUGGGCGAGGGCGGUAGAAGGAUUGUCGUAGACGCGCCUCUUGACCAAAUUCCUGUAUUCUACUUGGGAAACAAGGCAGACAUAUUCGAGGGGGCCAUUUAG